AUGGCUGAAGAACCUCCUACCAAGCGCAAGUGCCUCGGUGCUGACUGCAGUAAUGAUGCUGGGUCUCUGCAAUGCCCUACAUGCUUGAAGCUUGGGAUCAAGGACAGCUAUUUCUGCUCCCAGGACUGUUUCAAGAAGAACUGGGGAAACCACAAGUCAAUGCACAAGCAGGAGAACAAAACCGGCGAUUACAACCCCUUCCCGACCUUCUCAUACACCGGCCCCCUGCGCCCCGUUUAUCCCCUCUCCGAAAGACGCAAGGUUCCCGACACCAUUCCUCACCCAGAUUAUGCGCGGGACGGCAUACCCAAGCUUGGACGUUCCAUAGUCAACAGGCAUAAGGUCGAGCAGCUGGACAAGAAGGCACAGGAUGCCAUGCGCAAGGUCUGCCGGUUGGCGAGAGAGGUCCUUGAUAUCGCGGCCGCUGCUCUGAAGCCUGGAAUCACCACGGAUGAGAUCGACAAGAUUGUGCACGAGGAGUGUAUCAAGCGCGAUUCCUACCCCUCGCCGCUGAACUACAACAUGUUCCCCAAAUCAGUGUGUACCUCUGUGAACGAGGUCAUCUGCCAUGGUAUUCCUGAUCGGUACGUUUUGAAGGACGGGGACAUCGUCAACCUAGACGUCACGCUCUAUCACAAGGGCUACCACGGAGACCUGAACGAGACAUAUUAUGUGGGCGACAAGGCCAAGGCAGACCCGGACACGGUGCGCGUGGUCGAGACGGCACGCGAGUGCUUGGAGGAGGCUAUCAAGCUGGUCAAGCCAGGUACACUCUACCGCGAGUUUGGCAAUGUGAUCGAGAGGCACGCCAAGGACAAGAACUGCAGCGUCAUCCGCACUUAUGUCGGCCAUGGUAUCAACACCAUCUUCCACUGCCCGCCCAACAUCCCGCACUACGCCAAGAACAAGGCUGUCGGCGAGUGCAAGCCCGGUCAGACCUUCACCAUCGAGCCCAUGAUCGCGCUCGGCAAGUACCGUGAUGUGACAUGGCCGGACAACUGGACCAGCACGACCGUGGAUGGAAAGAAGACAGCGCAGUUCGAGCACACCCUGCUCGUGACUGAGGAUGGCGUCGAGGUCUUGACAGCACGUCAACCAGAUUCCCCUGGAGGUCCUAUAGCAUUGCCCGAGCCAGCAGCGGCUGCAUGA
This is a messenger RNA of Cryphonectria parasitica EP155, 1149 nucleotides long. Its product is annotated as methionine aminopeptidase. Bases 1 to 1149 code for a protein of 382 amino acids. NCBI's taxonomy places the organism in Eukaryota, Fungi, Ascomycota, Sordariomycetes, Diaporthales, Cryphonectriaceae. Gene Ontology annotation, molecular function: metalloaminopeptidase activity. Gene Ontology annotation, biological process: proteolysis. The transcript has 5 exons. The record is from RefSeq and is a predicted model, not a curated record.